Molecule: messenger RNA, 5642 nt
Organism: Pipra filicauda (Wire-tailed manakin)
Lineage: Eukaryota; Metazoa; Chordata; Aves; Passeriformes; Pipridae
Product: Kv channel-interacting protein 1
Exons: 8
Coding region: 524-1174 (216 amino acids)
Biological process (GO): regulation of potassium ion transmembrane transport
Cellular component (GO): voltage-gated potassium channel complex
Molecular function (GO): transmembrane transporter binding; potassium channel regulator activity; calcium ion binding
Source: RefSeq, a predicted model, not a curated record
GCUUCCCCUCCGAGCCCCUCAGCAUGCCUACAGGACUCCAGUUUAGUAUUCACUGGAAGAGCUGCACUGAUGCUUUCUCGCUAGACCUACAGGCUGCUGGUUGGAGCCAUAAGGGAACAGGAGGAAGAAUUACCCUGUGUGUUUAUGUGGCUGUGCUCCAGUAAAUAUUUUGAUGCAUCUACUGCCAGCUCUGGUCUGAGGGAAUCUACCUAGCAUUUAAAUUUUGAUGGGGAGCUGUUUUGAAUAAUAACAGUGCAGCCGGCUGUGAGUCAGUGCAUGUGUGUUGACUGAAAAAAAAACCUCAAAGCUUAACGCUUGCUGAACGCUGAGCUGCAGUGCUUUGCUUUUUCCCUCCUCCUUCCUUCUUUUCUUUCUUCUCUUGACUUCCUCUCUUUUGCUUUGUUUUUGGGGGCAUUUCACAUAGAUUUUAUUCACUGUCAGUGGAGGGGUAGGGUAAGAAUAUUUAAAAAAAAAAUCCCAGCCAAAAUAAAUCCUCCUCAAAAACUCACGAGUAGCUUUUGCAAUGGGUGCUGUAAUGGGUACAUUCUCUUCUCUACAAACAAAACAAAGAAGACCAUCAAAAGAUAAAAUUGAAGAUGAAUUAGAAAUGACUACAGUGUGCCAUAGACCCGAGGGACUCGAACAGCUUGAAGCACAAACCAAUUUCACUAAAAGAGAACUUCAAGUGCUUUACAGAGGAUUUAAAAAUGAAUGUCCUAGUGGGGUUGUUAAUGAAGAGACAUUCAAACAGAUCUAUGCACAGUUUUUUCCUCAUGGAGAUGCCAGCAUGUAUGCACAUUACCUCUUCAAUGCAUUUGACACUGCACAAAAUGGCUCAGUGAAGUUUGAGGAUUUUGUGAUGGCAUUGUCUAUUCUUCUACGUGGAACUGUUCAUGAAAAGCUAAGAUGGACAUUUAAUCUGUAUGACAUAAAUAAGGAUGGCUAUAUAAACAAGGAGGAAAUGAUGGAUAUCGUAAAGGCAAUUUAUGAUAUGAUGGGAAAGUACACAUAUCCAGUGCUCAAGGAAGAUGCACCAAGGCAGCAUGUAGAAGUGUUUUUCCAGAAAAUGGAUAAAAACAAAGAUGGAGUUGUAACUUUAGAUGAGUUUAUUGAAUCGUGUCAGGAGGACGACAAUAUCAUGCGAUCAUUACAGCUCUUUGAGAAUGUCAUGUAACCACGUAACCAGCGAAGGAGGAGUCUGAGACUUCCUGUGUAACAAAGAUCUCCUUUCUGGGUGAAAGCUUUUUACAACUGAGCCAUGUCCAGUGCGUGAGGAUUUUGUAUGACAUCUCCAACCAAAUGGCAACUGAAUGCAACCAAUCCCACCUCUUCUCCCCAGGAGACGCCGGUGGCCCUUUGUUUCAUUUUGGAAGCAUGUGAAUAUUUUAAUAAACCCUGACAAGAGAGAACUGCUGCUCAAAGUUCAAUGAGUAAUAUAGAGCAUUGUUUGCUAGGCACAAGUCCUGCUUUUAAUCUAGCAAGCUUAAUUACCUAUGAUAGCAUAUGUCAAUAAUUAUUCAGCCAUCUAUUGCCAGUGACAGCUCAGUCUAUGCUACCAUAUGGCACAAUAUUUGAUGAAUGCCUUGCCGUUUAUCCGCUUUGACAAAAGUCACAUCUACCAGGGCAGUCUGUGAAAAAUGAACAGUCAAUGUACCUGGGACAUUGAGCAGACAGGCUAUGUAACCAGUAUCCCCAUUUCUGCAGAGAUUCCACUUCUCACAUGCACUGGUGCCACCAUGCUGAGUUUGGUGGAGUUCUUCCAGAACACACGAACCAGGGGAUUUUCAUGCCAGGAUGAGCCAGAAAGGAGCAAAACAUGUUGCACAUAUAAAAAACAAACUACAGAACAAAUCCUGUUCAAUGAUGGUAAGUUCCUGAAAGACCAGGCAGGUUUGUAAGGGCUGGUACAGAAAGAUGAUUACCUGCUCCGGUUCCAGCCACCUGUUGCAGUCACAGCAUGUAGUGGGACACCAGGUGAUUCCCCACUGUGCAUCUCAGAAGCACUGUGGGCAUGUGCUGUGGUCCUUUUGCUGUAGUUUGGCACACACUUCCUAAGUUCAUCAUUUGAAUGUUUAUAUUUUUCCAUUGGACAUGACAGUAAGUUCUUGCCCCCUUUAUGGACUUAUUUACUUAGUGAAGAACACGGCCCAGAAGAUGCAGCUGUGUUUCCACAUACAGACCUUGGCACCCACAAAUUGCCCUGUACAUUUGAUUAGGAGCUACUGAGUUGUUGUUAGCCUCAGAAUCACAUGCCAAGCCCGUAUUUUUGUCCUACAAGGCAGUUGCAUACCUUGUACAAGCACCAUUUCCUUGCUAAUGCCAAGUAGAGUAUUGGUUUGGGGGGUUGGUUUGUUGAUUAGUAAAACAGGAAAAAGUAAUGAAUUUACACCAAGGUUGGAUUUUGCCCAGUAGAUGAUUUGUCAGCUGGGGAACGUGUCAGAGCCUUCUCUGCAGAAGCCUCUUAGGAAAGCCGACACAUUAUAGUGGCAUUGCCAUCUCCAGGUAGGUAAUGGCUGAGAAACCAAGGCAAGGAGGGAACAGACAACUUUUCCAGCUGCUCAAACCACAUAGACAGGACAGUCCCUGCCAUAGUGCUGCAUUGCUCCCAUUCAGUAAGCAUAUAUUUUUAUUGUAUCAGAUACUAUAUUACAAAUAAACUGUUAGCAGUGAAGAUAUAUUUUAAAAAUUAUGUUAAGUGUAAGCUUUUUAUAAUACAGAAUAUAUAGAAUGCCUCAAUUCUGUAGCCCUAAUUUUAUAAAAAUUUCAUCUAUUUAAGCAUUCCUGAUUAUAGAAGUAGGUCUGAUCAGUCCUAGUGUAAUGAAUGAUAUGCUGAUUGCCCAAGAUGGGGCAUUUUCACCUUUUACUGUGCUCCUCCAUACACUUCAGUGUAGUCUUAAUUUUAUUUCUCUAAGCUGUCCCCUUGUCAUAAAAAGUGCUACUCGAGUGAAGUUGCAUGUCUGCAGGAAUGACACCCUAGUCUGUCUUGUUUAUUGCCUUUCAUACAAGCACCAUUAAUUCCUUCCCAGCAGUGAUUCAGAGCACAGCAGCUCCCAUGAGGGGCUGUAUUCGCAGGAGGGAUGUCAUGCUGUGAGAGUAGCUUGUCCUCCAGUUGUUGGGUACUGUCCAUUUAUGUAACAGACACUUGAUAAAGUCAUCAGUUGUAGCUGAAACAAUACACAGCUUACAGUGUUAUUUCUUGAUUCUUCUUGCAAUCACUUUAGCAAAUGACAGAAUUAAAUAUAAUUAAUUACCUGCUUUUCCCUUCCACCAAAACAACACCUGUCAUCAGUCUAAGCAGUUAAACUACAAAGGAGGGAGAAGUGGUCAGGACAAUGGAAAAGACGAAUUUGCAUCGGGCUAGCACAGUGCCUUUCUCCUCUAACAGUCUUGCUCCCAAUGGGAUAAUGAGAUGGCACAUACAGUUCAGAAUGUACCCUUUUCAAAAGAAAAUGUUAUUAGUUGCAUGAUGCCAUAGCCCCUGAAGCUAAAUUAAUUUCUGGAGUUACUGUGAUGAAUUUGGCCUCAGCUGGUUCCUGUCCCCGCUGGCAGUAGUGCUGUGCAGGGCCUGCCUGUGCUGUCACCCUGUGUUGAGUGGAGCCCCAGUUUGACACCACACUCCCUACAGCUGGUGUCCCUGACAGUACCUGCUGAAGUGCAUUGCUGUGUGGGUACCAGUACUGACUCUGCAGUUCUGGCAUCUCCUUUGCUGCUGUGCCAGCUUUCCACUCCCAGGAAUGAUGAGGGUGCAUCAGGGAGAUGCUGACAGCCACGCUGAGUCUGCCCUUGAGGCAUAAAGAGCUUCAGUUUGGGUCUCACAGGAGUCAGACACCUCCCAGGCACCCCUGGGAUGUUCAGCCCUGAGUUGAGCUCUGUGUUCCACCUGAAGCCCUAUGGUAGCUGAGACAGGAGGAUUUGCAAAGUGGCACCCACAGUUGUAUUUUCCUGUAGCUCAGAUUGCAGAUUCUGUCUGUGGCAGAGUUCUUGCCACUGCAAAACCAAUUAUUGCCCUAUGUUUGUCCCUGAUCCCACUGCUACAGCCAGAGGCUGGGAUGCACCAGUGUGCAGAUGUGCUCCAGCCAACAGGUGACAGAGAUCCAGUGACUGUGAGAGAGUCGUGCUCUGCAUGAAAUGGCUUUGGGUUUGUUUUUUUAUGUUUUCUCAUGAAUGUUACUCUGUAAACUUGCCAAGCCUCCCCUUGCUCAGAAAUGGGGCUUGUAAUAUUUACGACAAAUACGACUACAGCUUUCUAAAUAAAACACAAUAUGCUAUUCCAAUCCCUACCCUCAUCAAUCCUCCUGCCAGUACAUGGAAGGCAGUUCCUGUGCUGCUUCUCAUCUACAGUCAGACUAUGUCAGUGCUAUCAACUGUGCUCAUUUCCUCCAAGUGAUGAAUGUUUAAAUAACGUCUGAAUCAGGACUCUGACUGUGUCAUUAGUUACAAACAUUAGUCUGCAUCUUCAUGCCAGCAUUUUUUUAAAGAAAGCCUUUCUAACAUGCAUUUUCUGCAACAUGUUGAAAAAUAGGAAUGUGAUUAAUGAUAAUGAAAAAAAAAAAAGAAAAAAAAAUGUACCGUGCCUGUUCUGUGGCUGUUUGGCUGUUUGUUUUCCUGUUCUUCUGAAUGCAUUGCAAUAUUGUGAGUAACCAUGAGCCAAGCUGUAAGCCCGAGGCACAGAUACCCUGAGGUUAGGGCACCAUGGGCAGGACUUUGGCAUUGCCUGACUGCAACAUGUGUUGAGAACAAACACCCACGUGUCCAUUGGUGACCUCUGGUGAGAUGAUAGCAGCAGUGUAUCAACCUUUUCUUCUUAUUCAUGGAAGUGCCAUGAAAGACCUAAGGAAAUGUGCAAAUAAUGUAAAUUGUGAUAACUAAAGCCAUGUUAAUGGAGCAGCCAUGUAAAGCUUCACUCUUACAAAUGCUAUUCUCCGAUGGUAAUUUGUAUUCAAUUUUGUUUAAUGGUUUAAAAAAUGUUGGUUUUAAUAAUAAAAGGAAAAUAUCUCUAGGAGGGUGUCCUUUCUUAAGCCCAAUAUGUAUUUUUCUGAAAGGGACACUGUCAGGUUAAAAAUUUGCAAAGAAACUUUUAAAAGUAGGACUCAAACACAUAUCUAUAUGCAUAGGGGCUGUGAAUCUGAACUGUGCUGUGAGUGUAGCACUUACAUGCCAAUGAUUUAUCUGCAUCAUUGAUUCAGGGGUGCUCUUACAUUUGGUAUGGCAACACACACUGAACUGACCCUUGUGUAAAUAAGAAUUCAGAAAUGUUCUUCCACCUGCAUCACUGAUAGUAUUUUGGAGUAGUAUAAAUGGAAAGCUUACAGGCAUGUCUCUUCAGCAGUUUUGCUUAAGUAUAAGCAGGAAAACAGGCAAUUGAGUUGAAAAAAAAUGCAAACACUAUUUUAUGUUAGAGAUAAGAAAAAUAACCCAAAACCUAGCAGUGUUCCUUUAGCUCUAGUUUGUUGUAAACAUCCAUUCUGACACGUGGACAAAUGCAGGAGUGAUUUUGCGAGACUAUAUAUAUGUGUGUACAUACAUACAUAUAAAGUUUGCUAAACUCCGUUCUGCAGGGUAUAAUCUGUCUACCAGUACAUCCCAGGAAAAAGAACAUACAUGCAGAAAUGUGAAAAUAAAGGUGUCUGUUGUGAAACGUG